CGAGUUACUUUGCAUCAUCCAGUAUAUGUUCAGUCAAGUGUCCGUGUCUAAUAUCUGAGGUGAUGUUUUCUUUGCUUUUGUCUCCGUGAAUGGUGAUGAACCGUUCACACUCAGCCCUCAUGCGAGAUGGUUUGGUUUUUGGAAGGAAUGUGCUUUUUACCUACUUUUCUGGUAAUCUGGUCAUCGAGCACAUUCAUAAUAUCUUAUAUCAUCGCAUUGUUUCGACGAGAUGUGGACGUUGUCCUUCCUUAUAUAAGUGAUACAGGGGCAAAUCCACCUGAAAGCUGUGUGUUUGGAUUCAUGUCAACAAUCACUUCGUUUGCAGCCUUUGCUACUAUGUAUGCUGAAUAUAAAUUUGUGGAAAGAGUCUACGAGACAACCGGUGCUGUGUCACCGGGUCUGAACAAGGCUUCUUUUGCUGUUGGCGUCAUCUCUUGCGUCGGCAUGUGUUUGGUUGCUACAUUUCAGGAGACGACGGUGAUGGCAGUCCAUGAUCUGGGUGCUUUACUAUUCUUCAUCUUUGGAGCUAUAUAUACUAUCAUUCAGAGCGUGAUCUCGUACCGUGGUCGUCCUUACGGACCUUCUAAGUGGAUGUGUCAUUUCCGUGCAUUCUUCGCUGCAGUGGCUUUUUUAGCUAUUUUUCCCACUAUUUUCUGUGCCGUUUCUGUUGGAACCAGCAAACCUCACUGGGACAUCAAUGAUAAGGACUACACACUUCAUAUAGUGAGUGCUGUGUGUGAGUGGAUCACUGCCUUCAGUUUUGUCUUCUUCUUCUUAACAUACAUCCAAGAGUUCCAGCAAUUCACCCUGAAACUGACUGUUAAUUUAAUAGAGUAUUAAUGACUGUGACAUCAUACUGUUAUUGGAGUUAUGUUUCACUGUUUUUGGUGCAUUUUUAUUCAUAUAAUUGUAUUUUUUUAUACAACUUAUUAGCUUUUUUCACGUUGAAAGAUCUGUAUAAUCAUUUGCAGUGUAUAUUUUUGUAGCUUGCACUUUGGUCUUUGGAAAAAAAAAGGCAUGAAACGUACUUGAAAUGUAAUACACUCUAACAAUUAAGAAAGUUUUAUCAUAGUGAUUCUCCUUUUAUAAUAAUCAACCAAGGCAAAAUAGCACAUUCAUAUUUGCAUUUAACCAAUCUUUGCUUCGGUUGUUUUUCUACAUGAUCAUUUAAAAAAAAUCAGUGCAGCUGAGAGCGAACCACAGGUAUUUUUUUUUUACUCUUGUUGUUUAUGCAGUGCAAUGUGAAUGUAAGUCCGUUGAUUGCACAAUGUGUCCGAUUUUGUAAUUCUGGAAUAAAAACACAUGACAAUGAUGA
Messenger RNA from Pimephales promelas (fathead minnow), 1315 nucleotides. Lineage: Eukaryota; Metazoa; Chordata; Actinopteri; Cypriniformes; Leuciscidae. The record is from RefSeq and is a predicted model, not a curated record.